Messenger RNA from Brugia pahangi, 873 nucleotides. The record is from the annotation of a GenBank genome assembly. NCBI's taxonomy places the organism in Eukaryota, Metazoa, Nematoda, Chromadorea, Rhabditida, Onchocercidae.
AUGGCUACAAUUACUUCAUUAGAUAUUAAUGAUGCAUCGAUGAUAAAUUAUGGCAAACCAAAUGGUCUUCACUGGAUUACUGCUGCAUUAUUCCUGAUCGCUGAUAUGGCUGGUGCCGGUAUUGUUGCAUUUCCGGUUGCAAUGACUCGAUCCGGUACUUUUGGUGGUAUAAUUAUUUUGGUACUGUUAGCAAUUACAUUUUGUUAUACAGCAUGCAUACUAUCAAAAAAUUGGAUUAUUAUGUGCGAACGAUGGACUGUUUAUGCUAAACACUGCCGGAAACCGUAUCCGGAAAUGGCAUACCGUGCAAUGGGCACCAGUGCAAGAUCUAUUUGCUCGUUUAUUCUCAACACUGUCCUCUUUGGUGUCGCCGUUGUCUUUUGUUUACUAGCAGCUUAUAUCAUUAAUGAUUUUAUCAUUUCCAUUACUAAUUAUGAUAUUGGAUUUUGCUAUGUUUUGUUAUUUGUUACAGUAGCUAUUUAUCCGGUAACAUUGUUACGAUCACCACAAGAUUUUUGGUGGGCGGUUGUAUUAGCUAUGCUAACAACACUGUUUUCCGUAUUCCUCAUCCUUUUUGGUUCAUGGUUGGAUUACGGAAAAUGUAGCACUGACCAGAAAAAACCAGUCAUCCGGUUUAAUGACAUCGUUGCAUCUUUGGGAACAUUUAUGUUUGGCUUUGGUGGACACAUUGUAUUUCCAAGUGUGCAGCACGACAUGAAAUAUCCAAAACAUUUUAUUCGUUCUGCAAUUUUAGCUUUUGUCGCAGUAGCAGUGCUGUACUUACCCGUGUCCAUACUCGGUUACGUGACGUACGGGAAUUCACUUCAUGACUCCGUUAUCAAUUCUAUACAGGUACCACGUAAUUCAAAUUAA